AUGACUUCAACGGGCAGUCUUGGGGCCCCUAGUGUUGAACGAAGCAGCAACAGCAGCAACAGCAGCAACAGCAGCAACAGCAGCAACAGCAGUAACAGCAGCAGCAGCAGUAGCUGCAGCACACAAGCUCGUUGUGGGGGCCCCUCUCUGAGUACUGGAGGUAGCGGUACACCUAUGGGGGUGGCCUCAGGGGGGGCCCCCGACUUCACGGGGGCCCCGUGUGAUACCCUUUUAUGCGGAAGGGAGAUGCUGCACCUUAUGCAGUUUACUGAUUCUGCAUUAACUGCUUCCUCGAGGGAGGGGCCCCCCAAUAAGAAGGGGGCCCCCUCGGAUAAUUCACGGGAAGGGUACAGUUCACAAGAAGACCAUGAAAGGGGGCCCCUCUCCCUACAUGCUGCUGCAGAUCUACACAACAAAAAUGGUACCCAAAUAAGCCUUGCAUGCAGGGGCCCCCCCUCAGCAGCAACAAUGCAUGCGCAGGGCAGCAGCAACAAAUUAAGAGGAGGGGCCCCCAUUUGGGGGCCCCCAGAUACUCCGUUAUACACUUGUUGUCUGCUGCAGCAACAAAGAAGGUGGGAAAAUGCCGUUCGACUGCAGCAGCAGCAGCAGCAGCAGCAUAUGCAACAGCAGCAGCAACAGAAGCACCAGCUGCAGCUGCAACUGCAGCAGCAGGGCCCCUCUAUUGAGGAGCAGAGGGCCUUUUUUGCUGCUUCUUCUUGGGGCCCCGAAGACUUCACGUUCAUAAGGACUGUAGGAACGGGGACAUUAGGUCGGGUGUUUAUAACCCGUUUGAAGGGUCGUGAGGCCCCCCUGAUGCAUGCGGAUGGUUUACGACUUUCCAAACAAGGACGCAUUUAUUUUUGUUGA
This is a messenger RNA of Eimeria maxima, 867 nucleotides long. RefSeq lists its product as hypothetical. The coding region runs from base 1 to 867 and encodes 288 amino acids. The transcript has 3 exons. NCBI's taxonomy places the organism in Eukaryota, Apicomplexa, Conoidasida, Eucoccidiorida, Eimeriidae. The record is from RefSeq and is a predicted model, not a curated record.